UCUAUCAAUUUGACGUUUAACAAAACAGCUCUCAGUUGUUGAGUUUCAGAGUACAUUUUUAUGUUUUCGUCAAUAGUGUAAAUACAACAAAAACAUAAACAUUCCAAAGUUCAUCGUAUAAACCCUAUAAUGUCUACAAGCUUAACAAUAAACCUAAAGAGACCCAGCAAAAUAUAUCACGAGGGGGAAGUGAUCGCUGGCGUGGUGGUCGUGGAGAGCCCGGGUGACACGCGACACGAGGGCCUCACGCUCGUGGCCGAGGGCGCGGUGAACCUGCAGCUCAGCUCCAAGAAUAUUGGUCUCUUUUCCAACACCUUGAAGCCAAUCAACCUGUUAAACACCUCAGUGGAGUUGGCACCUCCAGGCAAGAUCCCGGGUGGUGUGACAGAGAUCCCAUUCGAGAUCCCGCUGCGGGCGCGGCAAGCCACGUCACCGGGGUACCCGGGGCUGCUGGAAACCUACCAUGGGGUGUUUGUCAAUAUUAUGUACACACUCAAGUGCGGGAUGAAGAGGUCUUUCCUGAAUAAGCCGUUGAAUGCUAGUUGCCAGUUCUUUGUCCAACAUAGACAUCAAGAGCCACCAGCGCUGAAGCCCGUGCGCUGCGAGAUCUCGCCGGGCUCGGUGCGCGCCGGCGGCGGCGGCCGCGCGGCCAUGCCCGCCUUCAGCGUCUACGCCGAGAUCGACUCCACCGUCUGCCCGCUCGACGAGCCCCUCACCGGCAAGAUUCGCGUGGACGAGUGCUCUGUGCCAAUCAAGUCCAUAGAGCUGCAGCUUGUACGAGUUGAGACUUGCGGAGAUUCUGAAGGGUUUUCGAGGGAUGCGACGGAGAUCCAGAACAUCCAAGUGGGAGAAGGCGACGUAGCGCGAGCGAGGGACAUCCCUCUGUACAUGGUGCUGCCGAGACUCUUCACUGCACCUACCACCGCCACCGUGCACUUCAAAAUCGAGUUUGAAUUGAACAUCGCCGUGAUCUUUGAAGAUGAUUAUUUAGUGACAGAAAAUUUUCCCAUACUGCUUCUGCGAAGUAGAUAGGGGAAUAAAGAGUGACGUGGGGACCAUAAUCAUGUAGUUUUUAAGAGCAUUUAUUUACAUACAACGUAGUAUUUACAUUUUGUCAUAUUAAUGUUAAGUUUUAUCUUUAUUAAUAUAUUUAAAGCUCAGGAAAAAGAUAGGAUGUGUUUUACAUGAAGUCUGUGGCAUAAUGAGUUGUAUUUUAAGUCAACUGUUUGAGAGGUUAGAAAAAAAAUCUUUUGACAUUGACAGAUGGAUGACAAUGAGUGUUAUUUAGCUUGGGUUGAAAAAUGGUAAAGACGGCAAAGUAAACAAAUAAAGCGUAAUUCAUUGUU
Cydia pomonella (codling moth) is the source of this 1346-nucleotide messenger RNA. RefSeq names its product vacuolar protein sorting-associated protein 26C. Gene Ontology annotation, cellular component: endosome. Gene Ontology annotation, biological process: intracellular protein transport. The transcript is spliced from 7 exons. Lineage: Eukaryota; Metazoa; Arthropoda; Insecta; Lepidoptera; Tortricidae. The coding region runs from base 130 to 1032 and encodes 300 amino acids. The record is from RefSeq and is a predicted model, not a curated record.